AUGGCUAACAUCAUUGCGCGUGUGGGUAACAGCAGGCAGCAGAAUGCACCUUUGCCGCCUUGGGCCCAUUCCAUGUUGAGGUCUCUGGGGAGGAGUCUCGGUCCUUUCGUGGUCAACAUGGCAGAGAGAAACAUGAAGUUGUUCUCGGGGAGAGUGGUGCCAGCCCAGGGGAAAGAAACCUUUGAAAACUGGCUGAUCCAAGUCAAUGGGGUCCUGCCAGAUUGGAGUAUGUCUGAGGAGGAAAAACUCAAGCGCUUGAUGAAAACACUUAGGGGCCCUGCCCGGGAGGUCAUGCGUUUGCUUCAGGCGGCCAACCCCAACCUAAGUGUAGCAGAUUUCUUGCGGGCCAUGAAAUUGGUGUUUGGGGAGUUUGAAAGCAGUGUGACUGCCCAUGGUAAAUUUGUUAACACCCUGCAGGCACUAGGGGAGAAAGCCUCCUUUUAUGUGAUCCGUUUAGAGUUGCAGCUCCAGAAUGCUAUUCAGGCUGGCAUCCUAGCUGAGAAAGAUGCAAACCAGACUGGCUUGCAACAGCUUCUUUUAGGCACCGAGCUGAAUAGGGACCUGUGCUUCAGGCUUAAAUUUAAGCAUCUUCUCAGGAUGUAUGCAAAUGCGCAGGAGCGGCUUCCCAAUUUCCUGGAGUUAAUCAAGAUGAUAAGGGAGGAAGAGGAUUGGGAUGAUGCUUUUAUUAAACGGAAGCGGCCGAAAAGGUCUGGGCCAAUUAUGGAGAAGGCAGCCAGCCCUGUGGCAUUUCAGGGUGCCCAGUCAAUAACAAUCGGCAGUGCUAACUGUAACUGCAACGUGAUAGAAAUAGAUGAUACCCUUGAUGACUCCGAUGAGGAUGUGAUCCUGGUGGUGUCUCUGGACCCUCCACUGACACCCACAGGUGUCCCUCCCUUCAGAGGAAGAGCCAGACCUCUGGAUCAAGUGCUGGUUAUUGAUUCCCCCAACAAUUCUGGGGCUUAGUCUCUUUCUACCAGUGGUGGUUCUGGGUAUAAGAAUGAUGGUCCUGGGAAUAUUUGUAGAGCCAGGAAGUGAAAAUACACAAUCUGCUGUUCAUAUUGUGGUAAGGAGGGCCACUCAGAAGAAACCUGUGACAAUGAGAGCAACAAGGCCCAGGUUUUUGAGAAUCUGAUCAUCACCCUGCAGGAGCUGACACAUACAGAGGACAGGUCAAAAGACGUCCCUGGAGAACACAGUGAUGCUUUUGAGCCACAGUAAGGAUCUAGACCCAGCCCUAAAUGAGUUCUUAACUGUAUUCAGAGUAAUGGGAAUAACAGGAGAGGAGGGUGGGUUUCUAACUGCAUGAAUCCACAAAGCAGUUUUCCUUUGGGAAAGAGAAGAGGUCUUGCAUACCAGCACAGUGGAGGGGAAUGGUGUGACCUCUGUCCAUGCUCCCUUCUCUGCUGGCUUAAGAGUCUGUUCUCCAUGUGUCUAUUUCUUUGAUGACUUUCUACUUUUUAAGAAAGGAGCAUCUUUUCAAUAAACCUUCAAAAAUAAAGGAAGAUACAAAAACUAAGUACAAAUUACCUGAAACUCAGCACCCUUUUGUAACCAUUGUCAGCCCUUUGGUGAAUGUCCUUCCAGAUAUCUCCCUGUACCUGUGUACCCAGAUAGAUACAUGUAUAGAUAAGAGUGAUCAAAUAUAAAUGCUGUUCUAUACUGUGUAUUUUUCACCAAAUAAUAUAUCUUGUGGACUUCUAUGUCAAUGAAUAUAUAUAAACAUCUUAUUU
Messenger RNA from Mandrillus leucophaeus (drill), 1730 nucleotides. RefSeq names its product zinc finger, CCHC domain containing 18 (gene ZCCHC18). Gene Ontology annotation, cellular component: nucleus. The transcript has a single exon. The record is from RefSeq and is a predicted model, not a curated record. NCBI's taxonomy places the organism in Eukaryota, Metazoa, Chordata, Mammalia, Primates, Cercopithecidae.